AUCGGUUGUAUCUGAUCAAAGCAAACACGGUCUGGAUACUUCGUUUAGAUUAUGCAAUCCAUGGGCGAGUAUGAAUGCACACUAACUGUGACAUGGAAUUGUUGAAAGUCUGCGUCGUAUUUUCACUACUGGUGGGUUUGGCAAUGUCUAGGGGAGGCAGGGCUAAGACAGAUGUUCCUGUGGUCACUGCAGUCUUUGGCCAGGGUGUGGUGAUACCCUGCUCCACCCGGGAUCCCCCCACACGCAUCAGCGGGUCCCGAAUCUACUGGCAGGGGAGCAACCCAAGGCGAAGCAAAAACCCUAAAAAAGAUUCAGAAGUGAUGCUGGUGUACAACGGAGGGAAGGUGGAGGACCACCUACAGACACCUUUGUACAGAAACAGAACCAGCCUUUUCCCUGACCGGUUGCGCCAUGGAAAUUUUUCACUUAAGAUUGAUCCGGUGAAAACUGAGGACAACCAAACGAGAGUAGUCGUACAAUAUGAAAAGCGUCCUUCAUCAUUUGAGCCCAUCUGCCAGGCAGCUAUACGCGUCACUGCAAGAUACCAGAAACCAGCAGUUAACCUCUCGUGCACCCAGCGGGCGGGGCUUGUGGAGGUGACAUGUGACACUCAGGGUGGCUUCCCCGAGCCCAUCGUCAACUGGAGCCUCCAAAACCACACUCUGCUCCACUCACAAGAAGUGGAACGCACCGUGAAGCCCGACCCGCGCAAUGGGACCUUCAUAGUGCACCUGACUGUGCUGCUGAACGCCUCAGAGGGUCAGACCUUCACCUGCUUCGUUACUAACCCCGCCCUGCAAGAGACGCUUAACACAUCUGUCACCAUCCAGGGCUGUGAGGGAAAUGUUUCUGACCCUGACCCCAUGACAACAAACUGGAUAGUUGUUGUGGCUGUGCUUGUCUUGGUGGCUGUUUCAGUCGCAGCUUUCAUCACUAUAGGACGGCGAUAUUUGUUUACUGGCUGUCAGAAUCAAGCACCAGGUGACAGUUCAGUUUCAGGAACUAACCCAGAGACACAGGAAUUACAGGUUUGAGACAACACUGACAGGAAGUUCAAAGCUGUGAGCUAAAGAUUCUAAAUGAAUCCUUAUCUAUCUGUGCCCCUCUGUGGGGGAGGCCAAAGAACCUGAACCUGAAAGCACUUUUUUGGACUGCCCACUGAUGUGGAGGACUAAUACUGAGACUGGGCAAAAUUCCCUCUUCGGACUGUAACUGUGCAAAAUUGGAGGAUAUUUAAAGCCCUUAAUAAACCGAACACUAAGAUGUGUCUGUUCUCUCAGAAAAUGGGAGUGCUUUGUCAGACCUGGUUUUCAGCUACCCAAAUGAGCAUGCUUCUACUAAAGAGAUGGUUUUGUUUUACAAAGAAAAGGCAUGUUUUACAUCAGCAGUAAUAAAUGGGGAAACUGUUAAUCGGGUAACAAGUUUUAAGUACUCUGGGUCAAUUUUUGACAAUUAUCUAUGUUUUGAUAAGAGUCGAGAUUUUAUAUACAAGAAGUGUCUGCAGUGGCUAUACCUGUGAUUUUGAGGUUAGUCGAAAUAUUGUAGAGAUGGCAUGCAAGAGCCAACCUGAAAGUGUCUUGUGCUACAGUAAAACUGUUUAGUUUGGUUAUCUCAGUAAUAAGAGUAAAGGUAAGCUUGUGAGAGUGGUGAGUAUAGGUAGUAAGCUUGUGGGGAAAACUCACAAAUUUGUAUUUGGAUCGCAUCCAGAGAAAACAGCACAGUUUGUGUACCUUCACUCAGAUAGGCACUAUAGUAUGUCAAGAACCACUAAGAAUCUCUAUAAGAGGUCUUUUAUUUUGAAUGCAGGUGGCAUUCUGAAUUCCUAAACUUGGAAUACAAUGUACUGUAUGGUUGCAUAUUUGCAAAUCUUGUUGGGCAGCUCUUUAUAAAUGGGCUAUGUGUUUUAUGUUUGUAGUGUGCUUUAAUGUGUUUUAUGUGCCAUGUGUGUGGACAUUAAAGUUUCUGUAUUCUACUACAAUACCUUUCAAGCUGGUCCAGGCAUUACUAAUAUGGUGAAGGAUCUGACAAUUCAGCCUUCAAUGUGUGAGCGUUCUUUUCCUCACGAGUGAGCAGUUUUGGUUCAGCGCUAUUUUGGGGGCCCGUAAGUGAGACUGUGGUUUUUAAACACGAACAGAGGAGGGAGGACAGACACACUGAACUUCCUGAUUUCUGAGGCAGGCUUGUGUUGUGAGAUAUAUAAGGGGUCAGUCUGCUUUCUCAGUUCCCUAGGAUGUCUACUUGGUGAAUUUCUGACAUCCAGUGUAGGGGAGGUAACACAUAGAAAGAAAAAGGAAAAAGACAUGAUUUGACUUUGAUGGGUUUCUCCGAUGUCUCUUAGCUCAUUGUGAAACCAUGCUCAGAUUAGUCCUGUGGUCAAAGAUAAAUGUUACUCUUAAGUCAUAUGGUCAAUGUAAGAGACUGAAGUGAGUCCUUUAUUAGUUUUUUGCCGUUUUUAUAUACCACCCUUCCAUCCAUGUUGAUUUUACUUCUUAUCCUCUAUUUCAUAUAUAUUGCUGUUUUUUGUGUCUCAUUCUGCUUAUGCCAUAUGUUUUUACUUUUUGCUUACUGUGAAGCACUUUGAGCUGCCCUGUGUAUGUAUAUGUAUUUGUAUUUAUUUGCACUAUACAAAUACAGUUUGAGUCCUAUGGUCAAUGUGAGAGACUGAACAGAUCAGUCCUAUGGUCUGUAAGAAACUGAACUCAGGUCAGAUCAGUCCUAUGGUCUGUAAGAAACUGAACUUAGAUCAGUCCUAUGGGUUUGUGAGAGACUGAACUCAGACCAGGCCUAUAGUCAGUGUUAGACUACUCAGAAUGGUUCUAUGGUCACUGUGAGUCUGGAAAUGAAAGCCGUGAUGUUCCUCUGGAUUAGAAAUGAACAAAUGCGUCUUAUAAAGUUCUCUUAAUUUCUGUUAAACGUGUUUUAAAGUUCUUCUUGAUUAUUUGCACACUGAUGCUAUGAACACAGCAUUUUAAAAUUCAUGUACAAAAAUAAAGACGUUUCUUCAAAAGAU
Molecule: messenger RNA, 3010 nt
Organism: Anguilla anguilla (European eel)
Lineage: Eukaryota; Metazoa; Chordata; Actinopteri; Anguilliformes; Anguillidae
Product: CD276 antigen-like
Exons: 8
Coding region: 75-1034 (319 amino acids)
Biological process (GO): positive regulation of T cell proliferation; cellular response to lipopolysaccharide; cell surface receptor signaling pathway
Cellular component (GO): external side of plasma membrane
Source: RefSeq, a predicted model, not a curated record